Syngnathoides biaculeatus (alligator pipefish) is the source of this 1346-nucleotide messenger RNA. Its product is annotated as EKC/KEOPS complex subunit Lage3. The transcript has a single exon. Gene Ontology annotation, cellular component: EKC/KEOPS complex. The record is from RefSeq and is a predicted model, not a curated record. NCBI's taxonomy places the organism in Eukaryota, Metazoa, Chordata, Actinopteri, Syngnathiformes, Syngnathidae. The coding region runs from base 154 to 531 and encodes 125 amino acids.
UAAGGGUUUUACACAACCGUGUCUAUCACAAUUUUCCAGCAUCCAUGAUCUUUUAUUUUUCUUGAAGUGCACACAUGGAUUACCUUGACCUCCCUAUUUUGGCUUCACCGUCAGCACACAGUUCAAAAUGGGCGUAUCUAGCCGUCGAUAUCUAUGAGGACGACUCGCAAAGCAAACAACAUGGCGGCGCCUGAAAACGACGAGCGUGUCAGCAAAUUCGAACUCUCUCUGGAUGUUCCGUUCCCGUCGUCGCGCGAGGCCGCCAUCGCUCUGCGCUCGCUGAAUCCCGACCGCGAGCCCCGACGCGGAGGUAUCCACAAGCGGCUGACCCUCGCCGGAAGCGUCUUGAGCGUCAAGUGGGGCGCUGACGAAGCUCGCAUCCUGCGCGUGUCCGUCAACUCCUUCCUGGAGCACCUGGGCCUCGUCUUAGAGACCAUGCACGCGUUCCCCACCGAGGAUCGGGACCAGUCUCCUCAGAAUCGACCUCGCGCACCUUCAAAUGGCACACCGGAUUUGGCUGGCCCCUGUUGACAAUGUGGCCAAUCAAAUUCUUGAUUUGAAGUAAACAAUGCAGAGGCCCAAAUAGUUUUGUCCCACGGACGACCGCCUCACUAUAAUUUUUUAUUUUUAUUAUGCAGCGAUACCUUGACUUGGAAGUCUCCCCCGGCCCCCCGUUUACAAUCCAUUUAUUAUACAGGACAAAACUGAGAAGACUCAUGGUGUCACAGCUCACACCCAAGCAUUCACGCACAGUGGGAGCAGCCAACCAGUCCUCGUGGCUCCAUUGUAGGAAAAUGAUUGGGACUUUUACAUUUAAUUUCACCUGGAUACAAUUGUCAAUAAUGUGAGAAAUUGUUUAGGAAAUGGAAAACCCGUUGAGAAGCCGACAAAAGUAAUAAAAACUGGGUGAAUAUUAACCCAUGAAAAUCAGACAUUACUUUUGAACGAUGGUUGAACAGAUUAUAUUGUUUUAAAAAGUACCAAAACGGGCUAAAAUUGAUGUGUAUUCUUAACAUUUGCUUGUACAACCUUACGAGGUAAUAAAAAUGAAUGGAUGGGUGGUUGUGAAGUAUUUCAGUACUUCAGACUUGCCAAAACUCCACCAGGUUGGAUACGAAAGAAGGAGAAAAGGAUCUACAGUUUGGCCAGACAAUGAAUGAAGAAAAGGGGAGAGAAGGAAGAAUAGAAGAGCGAAGCGUGAAUGAAUGACCAGGAAGCGGCAAUGAUUAGGAAGGAGGAAGUUACAAAGGCACUGAACAGAAUGGAAAAAUAGAAAGACAGUUGGUCCUGAUGACAUACCAGUGGAGGCAUGGAAGCAAUUUGGAGAGAUGGCUGUGGAGUUUUUG